This is a messenger RNA of Lymnaea stagnalis (great pond snail), 1393 nucleotides long. The record is from the annotation of a GenBank genome assembly. Lineage: Eukaryota; Metazoa; Mollusca; Gastropoda; Lymnaeidae.
GUGUCAUGUCUACAUCGCAACACACUCAACCACAAGAAUGUAAUAAGUUUACGUCACGGUGUGCCCAGACUUCAGAUGGUGAAAUGCUAGCAUUACAAAAACAGGCUCAACGUAAAGACGUCUGCAUGGUGACACCCAAACAAGGGAUGACCUCAAAAAUGGAAGUAAGUACCUUGGUAGUAUAAGGUAAAUAGUAUAUACACACAUUAAAUAGUUUUUGUCUACAUGUUGUGUCACUGAAAAUACAUUUUUUCCUCUUUUAAGAAAGACCGUGUGUCCCUCUGAAAACAAAAAUUGUUCAACAUCUUUUAAAUAAGGCUUCAAAUAUAUAUUCCAGAUGGUCUGUUCUUCACAAACAGCAUUAAAGGAGCUUGAUAUUCUGCUUGUUGGUAAGACCGGAUACGGUAAGAGUGCUGCUGGCAACACAAUCAUUGGCCAUUCAGUUUUUAAAAGUGUUGCCUCAGUUUCGUCAGUGACUAAAGACGUCUCAUACAGAAUUGUUAACUUUGAAGACGUGGUCUUGAAAAUUGUAGAUGGUCCCGGUGUAGCUGAUACAUCGGACACCACUGAUAUAAAAAACACUUGCAAUCUUAUUAUCGAUAAGAUGAAAGAUGCAAUAAUUCUGAGUCCCGAAGGGUACCACGCAUUUCUCCUCGUGAUUAAGUUUGGGAACAGGUUUACGGCAGAAGACAAUUUGAGUGUAGUCAUUUUAAAACAAAUAUUUGGGAAAGACUUUGUCGCAAAGUACUGUAUAUUGCUGGUAAAUGGCGGAGACAACUUCAAAGUAGAAAACCCGAAUACAUGCUUCAAAGAUUGGUGUAAAGAACAAACGGGAGUUUUUCAAAGUCUCCUAUGCGAGUGCAAUAACAGAGCAGUGUUGUUUGAUAACAAAUCUAAGGAUCCCAGAGUAAGAAUCGAACAGGUAAAAGAACUGGUUAGGGUCAUCGAAUCUCUCCCAAAUGGUGGGCAACGAUACACGGACGCUCGAUUCCAAGAGAUAGCUGAACAUAGAGAGCAAUUACUCCUGGAGGCAAAAGAACCAAUGAUUAGGGAAGAAACUCUAAAACAAGUCAGUCAGAUCAUAACAAAUAUUGAACGAGUAUCCAUGCUUGAAGAUAGUGAACAACUGGAUGAACUCCAGAAAAUCCGGUUGCGAGCCAAAGAAAUCGAAAGGGAAGUAAUUGAGCGCGACAAUGGAACGGAUGUUCUCAAGUAUGCUCUUCAAACUACUGACACUCUGAAAAAAACUAUCGAAAAUAAAAUCGAUACUCUUAAAAAGCUGAUUGCUGAAAAAGAAAAAACAAUGAAACUAGAGGAGGAUUUAAUUGAAAGAAAAGAGAAAUUCGAAAAAAGAAACAGAGAAGAAAUGCGACUUGUGGAAGAAGAGCUUAAU